UAUGGCUUCGAGCUCCUUACGUUCCGAUGGUUCGGGCUCAUGGACCCCGAAGCAGAACAAGCUGUUCGAGAAGGCGUUGGCGCAGUAUGACAAAGACACGCCGGACCGAUGGCGGAAUGUUGCCAAUGCUGUUGGUGGGAAGACCGUCGAAGAAGUUAAGAGACACUACGAGAUCCUUGUCGAGGAUCUUAAGCGUAUCGAGUCCGGUCGCAUACCGAUCCCGAAUUACAAGUCGAAUGGCGGCGGCGACACCUGCAAUGUUUUGGAGUCUGAACAUGAAGACAAGCAGAGCAGCAGAACAAAGAACAGUGAGGUUGGAUUCGUUUUCAGACCAUUGGAAUUAGAGCUUCGGAUGGUUUUUGUCAACAGUGUUCCAACUUCAAACCCUACUUCUCCAUGA
Molecule: messenger RNA, 400 nt
Organism: Hibiscus syriacus
Lineage: Eukaryota; Viridiplantae; Streptophyta; Magnoliopsida; Malvales; Malvaceae
Product: protein RADIALIS-like 3
Exons: 2
Coding region: 2-400 (132 amino acids)
Molecular function (GO): DNA-binding transcription factor activity
Source: RefSeq, a predicted model, not a curated record